UUGCGCAACGAGGAGCGCGCAGCGUCUCAGUAUGUGCAGGAAGGUACAAGUGCGUUCGUAACAUCAUGUAUCGUUGAAAAAGUGUUAUUUUUCUGCUAAUUACGUUAUUUUGACCAAAGUUUCGUGGAUGAAGUUCCAUACAAGUAAUUCUCCUAUGGAAUAACUUAAUAACAACGAAACAACGACGGAGGUCCGAAAAUUUUCGGGGAACGUUACUUGGCUGAAUCAAACAAAAUGGCGACUAUCCUUUUCUUGGCGGUACUGUUUACUUGACCGUGAACGUUAUGUUCCUUACAAAGUGUGACAUUAAAGGUGUUGUGUAUUUAACUACUCUGCUAUUAAUUAAUAUCACUUUAAUUUGAUAUUUAAAAAAAAUCUUGUGCUGUUUAUUAUUUUCAACACCAUUUUCGCAAUCGUGCAUUAAUAGAAUAGGUAACAACGCGACAAACACGAAUAAAACGAUAAUACUACAUAUGUACGUGGUUAUGAGUGUGUGUGUGUGUGUAUACCAUAGUUUUUUUAUUACUUGCUAUUUUAUUUUUUCUCCAUUUCUCCUGAUUUUUGAUAUUGAUGUAUCUUAAAAAAUUUAUUCUGUGAGAUUCGCAACCUAUUUCGAUGCCUUACCCGGCAGCUUCAAUUGCAUAGCAACGAUAUUUCAUUUUCAUUUAACUAAGAACGUGGCGAGUUAAUUGGUAUUCUUGUUUAUCUCUUCUACUAUCGAUGCUUGUUCGAAUGUUUGCUCUUCUAUUUUAGAAGUGUAUAUAAUCUUUCAUUCUUUCGGAUACAACGACUUAUUACUGAAACGGAUGCGACAUCUUGCAAUUGUCCUUUUUGACAAGACAGCUUGAUUAAAACAGUAAAUACCGCGACAGUAAUUUAGCUUAGAAAAAAAUGUCUAGCUCGUACAUUAUCGAGCCACAAGAGAGCGGAUCAGGAAAGAAGGAUGAUACAUUAAUUAUCAUUGUCAAUGAUGAUGGUACUAUAUCUGUCGACCAAGAAACUUUGCAGACUUUAAUUAUGAAUCAAUCUAAUGCAAAUGUCAGCGUUGUUAGAGUAGGACAAGCAGAGACAGACACAGAAAAUGGAGAUAUUACAUUAACUGUAGAUCCUCCAAUGUUUACAUCUGCUGCAAUUAAUUCUGUUGGUACAUCUACCGGUGAUGCAACCAGUUUAGUUGAUCCUUUUAUGGAAAUGGAUCCAGAACAGUUGGAACGAUUAGAGACAGCUUUACAAAGUGAAGAGGCAAAACAAAUUCUUGGAGAAAAUGUCACAGCUAUGCUUGAUAUGUUAACAGUAGAGGAACAACAAAACUCUAUAAGGUAUAGCGUUAAGUUGGAUCACUGCUACACAAGUAGAUUAUCACCUUCUGAUCCAAAACCAAGGGAUCCAUUACCUGUUAUCGAUUCACCUACUUCCGACGAUGGUUUACAAUACGCACAUCAACAUUCUCCUGCUCCUGGAACAUCUAAAACAUCGUCGCCUGUCGGCGAAGCUGAGAAUACUGUCAUGAUCAAGCCAAAGGCUACAACCAAAACUGGUAAACCAGUUGGUCGGCCGCGAAAAAAUUUCCCCCCGACUUCUGUUCCUACCAGUAAUAGUAACACGAGAUCGUCGGCCAAUGUAGCAAAUACGCCUAAAUCUGUUGGACAUCCGGUUCCAAGGAAUAUAUUGCAGCAAGGUGUUGGAAAACAUCAAGGAAGAUCUAAUGACGAGGAUGAAGAAGAGUUAAUGUCAUCCAGUGAAUCAUCCGAGUCAGAGCCACCAUCUGACAAUGAUUCAGAUUUUGGUCCUCGAGGUCCUAGAAGAGGUGGUAUAAGAGCUAGAGGUGGUAGAAAAGGGCUUACUACCAGAGGAGGAAGUAUGGUAGCUACUCGUAGAAGAGGGCCCAACAAACAAAUGGAUAUGGAACAAGUUCGUCGAUUAGAUAUGGAAAUGGCUGCUGCUGUAAAUGCCAUGAAGAGUCCAGAGAAAGAUGAAAAAUCGGGAGGAUUUGGUUUCGUUAAAGGCAAGAGACAGCUUAAAACCGUUAUUGGUCGGAAGAAAGAGGAAUCGCAACGCAACGAAUCGUCUUCGAUAAUAAAUCAAGAUGUAUCGGGUAAUUUUGAAAAACCGUUGCAGACGACGAACCAAGUUAAAGCGAAUUUGAUCAAUGCUAAUAUGGUUAAGGGCGACAUGAUUCUUACAAAACCAGGACAGGGAAGAGCUAAUCAAAAAGUUACUUUUGUACAAAAGCAAGUGCUUAUGAAGUCGAAUGACCUUAAAAAUAUCGACGUAAAGAAGCAGGUGAUUCUUCCUAAAGGGAAAUUUUUUAAUCAAACCGGAACCAAAUUCUUCGCGACCAAAGAUGGCAAACUGGUCCAAAUACCUGUAACUACUAAAACUAUAACGUCAAACUUAUCGAUAACGCAAAUGAAAGGAGUGAUACCACAAGUGUCAUCAACACAACAGCCUGCCAUGAUACAAAGUCAGAUUUCAAAUGUGCAACAGCAGCAAUCCCAACAGUUGGCUAAAGUAACGACGCCUGCUGUUAUUUCAAAAAUUAAAUCUUGCGAUCCGAAGAAAGAGAAACGAAAAUCUGACGGUCUGGAAAGUGUUACGAAAAUAGAAAUCGAUACCAAUAAAACAACAGAGAUCAAAGUUUUUGAUGGUAUGAAAAAACAUGCAAAGAAAGAGAAUCGUAAAUCACCAGCGUACAUGGUGGAUACUUUAGGUCCUGCUCUUUUUUCAACCCCAGAUAUUAUUCGUCGUGUUGGUACAAAUGGUGAUUCAAAAGUACAAGAAAAUGUAGUAACACCGUCUGUAGCUGUUGUUUCUUCUGGAAAUUCUCUUAUGCAAGUAACACAUUCACCGUCAUCAUCGUCGACAUCGACAUCACCCAUAACAUCAAAUCGUUCAGGUAUUAUUUCUAUGUCUUCCGACCGAACUACACAUUCUGAAACAUCUAUCUCUACGGAAAAGCGAGAAAGUCACGAUUGUUUGAUAGAAAAUCAUGAAGCAGAGUCUAAGCCGGCUGUAAAAUCUAACGUAUCAGAAGAAUUACAACCAGCUCUGGACUCGGGCGCUAUAGAAGGCGAGGAACAUCUACUAGCUACAUUGGAAAUGGAAGCUAGUAAACAUGAAGAGGAAUUACUGGCUGAAGCGUUAUUAUUACAAGAAGAACUUGGAGUCGACUUGGCUGAACAUGCUGCGCUUGUAGAACAAGGAGGAAGUGUUGCGACGGAGUCGAUAACUUCAAAUAACAUGCUUAUUCCUUCCUUGAUCACAUCCGAGCAAGAAGGUACCAAAUCGGUGGAUGCUUCUGCGACAAUAAUCGUAACAACAACUACGACAAGCACAGCAACAGUUGCAACGAUGGCAACAACUAGCGCGAAUACAAAUGAACUUAAAGAGCCAGGGAAAAAGUUUAUCAAAGACGAUAAGGAACCUAUUCAAAUUAUUCGUGGUGGACGAGUAAUUACGUUACCUCCCAUCGAAGCACCAGCUACCAGAAGCAAACGAUUACAAAUUAAAAGUACUGAACCUAUUCAAAAAUCAUUUGAACCUGCCAAACGAAUGGAGAAGCACGGAGGUUACAGUGUACAAACAAUGCAACAAAGGGCAUCGUCGCAGUCUAUCAAACACGAAAUUCGUGCGAAUAUAGAUCAAGGUGAGAAAAAUGAAUGCGCAAUUCGGGUGGAAGAAGAAAAUAUGGAGGAGGAAGCCGAAGAAGAGGAGGAUGAAGAGGAGGAAGAUAUAAAAGAGAAAGAUCGGAAACAAGUCGGCGAAGAAGACGAAGAAGAGGAAGAAGAAGAGGAGGAGGAUAAUUCAGAUUCAGAAGAUGAUCCUGAUAGACUUUGGUGUAUAUGCAAAAGACCGCAUAACAAUCGUUUCAUGAUUUGUUGUGAUGUAUGCGAAGAUUGGUUUCAUGGAAAAUGCGUACAUGUCAGCAAAGCAAUGGGUCAACAAAUGGAGGAGAAAGGAAUAGAAUGGGUUUGCCCAAAUUGCACUAAAAAGAAAGAUGAAGAGAUAAAAGCUAAAUUGAGUACCCAGAGUGCUUCUGGAAAGCAACGGAUUCAAUCUGACACUGUAUUUGAGAAUACAAAAAACCUUCCUACAGUUAAUCAGAGUUCAUCUACUGGAGAAUCAUCGCCUUUGAUACAAUCUAGUUGUGACUAUGGUGGUGUUCAAUAUUCUAGUAGUAUGCAAUGUGUUGUUUGUAAAAAAGAAGCAAGAAACUCGAGCAUUUACUGUUCCGACGCAUGUAUACUUGCACAUGCCCAAGAAACAUUGACCAAAGACAAACCAAUACCAGGACCAACAAUUAGUCCAAAAGGAACAAGGUCGUCACCGUUCGACCCUGCUUCAAAGUCGAAAUCCGAUGCUCGAGUUAUCGUUUUUGAGAGGAAAAGUGGAAGAAUAUUAACAGGUUCAGACGCUCCUACAAGAUCAAAUUUGCGUACGUGGUUAAAGGAACAUCCUACGUUUGAAGUGGUUGGGACAAAUAAUCUUGGUGCACUGCAAAUAGGAAAAACAAUUACGACUAUUCAAACACAAAUACCUGGUAAAACAACAAAGUCUGCACUACUGUCACCCGCAAAAGGACAGAAUCUUCCGAAGAUGACGUACGCAAAAGUACCAGGUUCUAAGCAAAUGAUUUUGACAGCAGGAAAUAAAAAAUUUACACUUAUCUCUGGUGGACAACAGCAGCAACUACAAUUACAGCAGCAACAACAACAGCAGCAGCAGCAGCAGCAACAACAACAGCAAACUCAAUCGACAACUACAAAAUCAAUACAAAUCAAACAAACGUUAUUGCCAGGGUCAAACAAGAGUCCUUUGUUAUUAAAAACGACAAAAUUGAUUACUCAACCACAAAUAAAGCAAUUGGGUGUGCCUGUGUCACCGAAACAAACACCAAAUACAAAGAAACAAGAAUCAAAACAGGCAAUCAUACAAUCGAAACAACAGCAGAUUAAACCAAGCCCACCAAGAAAACCUGAGACAGAACCUAUAAGAUUAAAUAUACGAAAAACUUUGACAGAAUUGUUAUCCAGCCGUAUAAAAGAAACCGAAGAUUUGAAACUUACCGACGAGGAAAUAGCGGACCUAGCUUAUAAUAUCGAAUUAGAGUUAUAUAAAUAUUUCAAAGACACCGGUGCAAAGUACAAAGCCAAAUACAGAAGUCUCGUAUUUAAUAUAAAAGAUACGAAGAAUCUAACAUUGUUUAGAAAGAUAGCUGAUAGAUCGUUGACGCCAGAUGCGGUGGUGCGGUUAAGUCCUGAUGAAAUGGCCAGUCAAGAAUUGGCUGAAUGGAGGGAGAAAGAAACGAAGCAUCAGUUAGAAAUGAUUAAGAAAAACGAAUUAGAUUUAAUGGCUCAGGCUAAAUCUAUCGUCGUUAAAACGCACAAAGGUGAACAAAUAAUCGAGAAUGAUGGUGGUAUUGAUCAUGUGGAUCCAAAAACUCCCGUGCAAGAUAUCGUGACUGCAUUGAACAGUGCUGACAGCAUAAGUUCGACCGUGGAUGAUAUGGAGAAAGAUAUAGAAAAGGCAAUCGACGAGGAAAGAUUAAAAGGCAAGGAAGAUGCGAAAAAAUUGAGGAACUUGGACGAUAAGAAAAGGAAGGAAAAGGACAAAGAUAGAGGUAGGGAGAAAGAAAGAGAUAAAGAAAAAGAAAGGGGAAAGGAGAAGGAGAGUAACCGUUCAAAGGGUACGAGCGAUCGGCGUGGUAGAAGUAUCAGUAGAAGUAGACAUAAACACGGCAGAGACGAUAGGGAACGCAGUAAAACUAGAGAGAAAAGCAGAGAACGAAGGUCUCGAGAUAAGGAAGGGAAGCGUGAACGAGAAAAAGAUCGUGAUAAGGAAAAAGAACGGGAUCGUGAAAGAGAUCGAGAGAGAUCCAGAACUAGAGAUCGGGAGAAAUUAAAGCUCCGUGAAAAAAGUAGCAGAGAUAAAGCUAAGCAAAAAGAGAAGGACAGGGAGAAAGAGAGGGAACGGGAACGACACAAAAGCAAUGAAAAUAUUUUGAGAAGUCGCAAUAGUGCUUAUUCUGAACUGAAGAAUGUUGACAAAAGAGAAGACGAGAAGAAAAGAGAAACGGAAAAGAAAGAGGAAUUGUCAGGUUUAACGGGAACAUCGGCCGGAAAAUCUAUCGAAGAUCGGCUUUGGCGGCAUAUCGAAGACGAAGCAACUACCAACAUCAUUGAUGGGAAUGAUUCCGACGUGUCAGACAGAGAACCGUCUUCAACGGUUAAUAUCAAAACACCAGACAUUAACGAAGAAGUUGAUAGAGAAAGGGAACAAGAAUCAUCAUCGACUCUCGAGGGUGAAACUCCGAAAGCAGGAGGAUGGCAAACGGUUUGGAGGGGUUUCGUUAACAUGGUGGAUGUUGCAAAAUUCUUCAUCACCGCGCAAGAGGUGAGUGGUCACGCGAAAGAUUUGAUGGACGAUCUACCAGAUACAGUUGACGUUGUUGGACGAAUAAGUCACGAAACUGUUUGGGAUUAUAUCUCGAAGAUGAAGAAAACCGGUUCGAAAGAGAUUUUGGUAAUUCGACUUACCGCAGCGAAUGACGAAGAAAAGAUUCCGUAUAUAACACUGUAUAGUUAUUUGAACAGUAGAAGUCGACUUGGAGUCGUUGGAAAUGUUUCUAAGAAUAUAAAGGAUUUUUAUAUAAUGCCAUUCUCAAGUCAAAGCACGAUACCUCAGGUUCUCUUACCUUUGAACGGGCCUGGCUUCGAGGAGCACAGACCGCAUCUUCUUCUAGGAAUCAUUGUUCGCAACAAAAGAAAACGUCCGGCUGGCAUAUCGUCUUCAAGCAUACCGAUGAAAUUAUCGAAGAAGGAUACCGACCGAAGUUACACGCCACCUUUAAUAGGUGCCUCGAAAGAUAAGUCUAGCAAUGGUAGCAACGCGACAAUCAUCGUAUCUACCUCUGUUACCUCUACCGCGACACCAACGAUCCCGAUAUCAUCACCUUCCUUGGCAACCGCAACGAGUACAUAUCACAAAACACCGGCUACCACGGUCAGCACGACCGAGUCUACGAAAGAAAAACAACAUCCCGUCACUCAAACCACUCUUGACAAUUUAAAUAGAGCACAUAUAGGAAUGUCGAGGAGUACGUUACUCGAUACUGCGACCAUAUGUAAAAUAGUCCCUGAAUUGUCGUCAAAGAUCGAUCUUACCUCUUCGCCUGGUAAAGUACCUCUCGAGGACGAUGGUGACGAGCCAUAUAGUCCUGGCCAGAUGGACGAGGAAGAUAUUGAUCUUGACUUACGAACUUGUCCUACAUCGACAUCAGUAACCACAGUAGCUCCGAUAUCUGGUUCAUUGGGUAUUCACGAUGUUACUACACUCGAUAAUGGUAUCAUUUCUUCCAGUAAAAAUUCGACCGAACUCCAACGAAAAAUGGAAGAACUAAAUAGACAAAUCGAAGAACAGAAGCAACAAAUACAGAAUAUUAGUUCCUCAUUUCUCGGUGAAUCAACGCCUACUCUGCCGGGUUUAGGGCUGGACCCACCGCCCAGCGAUGAAUGCGAAGAAGCUUACAGUCCUUCGGACACGAGAUCGUUUACACCACCACCACCCACGGGUAUUUCAAAGUUCACUCAACCGAUUCUCGAAAAAGUUUCAAACAUAACGAUACCUCCAAAUUUACAAGAGAUUUUAGCAAACGUCAAACGACAAGAGAGCUCUAAAGUAGACCCGUAUUUACCUUCUAAACCUAGUGCCACGUUCUUAACUACUGCAAAUUCUUCGAUUUAUCAAAAUUCGGAAAAAUAUUCCUCAUCGCCUGGUGUAAAACUUACAAUUAGCGGAUUAAAUAAAUCCAAUUCGGAGAAAUCUAUAGUGGAAUCGUCAUCUAAUCAUCGAGAAUCUAUUUCAAAAGAGAAAGAAAGUAAGGGUACUUUGAGCUCAUUAAGCGAUUUGGAUUUAAUUAGAAAAGCAGAAGAGGAAUUAGCGGCCGUCGCAGCUGCAUCUGCCGCAAUAGUGCCAGGAAACAGGGUCACCGAAAAUUCUAUUCCAUCAAGUUUAUCUGCAACAACGACAGCUCUUUCAUCAGUUAUGGGAAUCACUACAUCUUCGUCUUUAAUUUCCCAACCAUCUGCAAAUCUGUCAAGUUUAACUUCGACGGAUUCUCCUACUCAUGAGGGAAUUCCUUACAAAAAUCCCUUUCCAGAACCUUUCAAACGAAACAUAGCCCCUGAACAACCGAAACCCCCAGGUCUCGAAGACGAGGAUUUCCCUCCGUUUCCAUCUACGCCACCAAACUUGGAAAACAAUGUAUCUAAAACGACAUCUUCUCAUUCAAAGUUCGUUCCAAAGAGUGGUAUUGUGUUAAGCGUUAAACGGAAAGUUAACGAUGACGUUCCUCCUACUUCUCCUUCCACUUCGAACAAAAUAAUAAGAAUAAAAUCUCGAUGGGGUCAGGGUCCAUCGGAAUCGAUCGAUUAGCUACUGUAUUAUACAAAAAGGACAAGCUUUUCCCAAUGAAAGGUUAACAUUAUCAAGCAUUUCAUUUGGAAAGUGGAACGUCUGUUAUGUAUUCCAAACUUUUGCGUUGAGCAAUGUAACUGUAUAUUCGGUUAACCCUGGUUAAAUUUGAGUAAAUUUGGUACAGACAUGUCAUUGGAUUGUUCUUCGACUAGAAUUCGUUGGCUGGUGACUAUUAAUAAGAAAAAAGGGCAGAGAAAUUCUUUAUUGUGUAUCUUCAGCUGUUAGUCAUAUUUUCCUACCAAAUCGAUGAUCUUGGUAUAAAUGCAAAAGCGUUUAUUAUUGUCUGAAACGUAAAAAUCGAUCUGUUAAACAUCGAUAUUUGAUCCUGUAAACCAUCUUUGCGUUUGCGUGUGUGUGUGUGUGUGCGUGCGCGCGCGCGUGUGUGUGUGCGUGUGUGCCUGUAAUGCUACAUGCGUGUGCGUAUGAGUGUGAUGUGUGCAGUAUUAAAAUCAACAAAAAAGGCAGAAAGCAAGGACAUUAAAAAAAUCAAAUAUUGUCGAAAAUACGUUGGCACGUAAGGUUAUUUUGUAAAUACCAAGGCGACAAAAGUGAACGCUCUUUUUCGUUCAAGUCCUUCGCUAUGUGUAUAUAGUCUCACUAAAAAUACUGUAAUAUAUUGUUUAAAUUUACUUGAAAGAUCAUGUAAUACGAUGCAUACGUGUUAUAUGAUCUGUCAGUGUAUAUAUAUAUAUAUAUAUAUACACAUAUACACUAUGCGUAUAUAUAUAAAUAUAUGUACACGUAAAUAUACACACACUAUAUAUAUAUGUAUAUAUAAGUUAAUUAUAAGGAUCUACGACCGACCAAUGACUUUAUUUUUCCGAUCAGCACGUUUGUACAUUUGUUUGUACGGUUCAUUUUUACGCCGUGCAUCUUUUUAACAAUUCAUAAAUAUAAUAUGAUACUUUUAAGUUUGUAAUGCUUCAUUCGGGAAAUUGAACGUUUAUGCAAAGGUGUAAUCGUAGAUUCUUUGACAUGCAUACGAUUCAAAUGCUUCAAAUUCACUACGGCUACAUUGUCUUUAUUUUUCAAUUUGAGAUCUAUGAAGAAACUAACCAAAAAUCGGCGAUCUCUCGUUUUUCCUAUUUUUGAUGUUCGUUAUAAGUUUGUAGGUACACAUUGAUAGUCUCGCGGCGUCGCAUGGUUGAUGCAUGUUGAUGCACUAGUACUACUGUGCUAUUAUUCUUACAUUAUCCUCCCUUCCAUUGAAUUUCACCUUAUUCUCUUCGUUCCAUUUUCUUCCUCUCAUCGAUGCGAUUCAUUCAAUUACAAUCUAUCUUUGAUUCGCUUGCAAGUAAUACGAAAUAUUGCUUGAAAAUCGAAGACCUAUUAGAUAUUACAAUGACAAUUAUAUGUAAAUACGGUUUCGAUUUAAUAACAUAUUGCUGAAAGUAUGCAAUUGAAAUGGAAACUUAUAUUGAUUGACACACACUUGUAUGAACAAUGUAUGUAUGUGUAUCAAAAGGAGACAAGCAUUUUGAUCAAAAGGGAGAUCGUGCAAUUUUCAUUAUUCUUACACAAAAUCUUAAUCAUUGCACGAAUAUAUCGCUCUUUUCAUAAACGAAAUCCUGUGUACGUUUAGCUAUAUUCGUUUUAUACAGAUCAAUUAUCGUUAAAUUUAAGUUUUGUACACAUUUUUGAAUAGUGUGACACAAUAACAAUUCAUUGUAUAACGACA
Messenger RNA from Bombus terrestris (buff-tailed bumblebee), 10153 nucleotides. It is a transcript of the gene pps, whose product is annotated as microtubule-associated protein futsch. Gene Ontology annotation, molecular function: protein binding. The record is from RefSeq and is a predicted model, not a curated record. Gene Ontology annotation, cellular component: nucleus. Gene Ontology annotation, biological process: DNA-templated transcription. Lineage: Eukaryota; Metazoa; Arthropoda; Insecta; Hymenoptera; Apidae. Bases 892 to 8433 code for a protein of 2513 amino acids. The transcript has 15 exons.